AUGACCGACGAUGGUCAGAGUGGCGGUCACGACACUAAAAUAAUGAGUGCUACUCGAGGAGCGAUAUUCAUCGUUUGCUGUCUUCUUACAUUGUUCGAGCAAGUUAACUCAGUGCCUCAGCUGGACACGUCCUCGGCGGAAUCGGAUUCAUCACAAGACCUCACUGACUCGGCUUUGGGCUCAGCAUCAUCUGAAUUACACGAGGGCUCCGGAGAAGAUCCGCCUGACCCAGUACCUACUUCUGUGGCAAAGAAUGAAACAAGAGAAGCUCUGAAAACGGAUGGAAGUGAACAAGACCCGGUGGUAUUUUUAUCGGAGAAAAACGGCUACAUCCCGGUAAGCAUUAAGCCUCGGUCACCCGCAGUUGAUGUGGGUUGGAGGGAGCCCCCGGCCUGGGAAAGAGAGUACAGAAGACAUCGUACGAACGGCAGCCGAGUACAAUAUAUUGAGGCUGAAUGUCAAGAUGACUUCAUGAAGAUUCGGGUUGGUUUCAAUGGAUCGUUCAACGGAUUGGUUUAUUCCGCAGGUUAUUCUUACGACACGGAUUGCAUGUAUGUGAACGGAACUGGCCGAGAUUAUUAUGAGUUCUACAUUCAGUUGAAUAGAUGUGGAACCCUUGGUAGGAACAGCCAGCAUGAUGACUCAAGAAAACACCCCACCAAAAACCUAAUGUGGAACACUAUAACGGUCCAGUACAAUCCACUUAUAGAAGAGGAGCUUGAUGAACACUUCAAGGUGACCUGCGAGUACGGAUAUGACUUUUGGAAGACUGUCACGUUUCCAUUCCUCGAUGUUGAAGUAGCGACCGGCAACCCAGUCGUUUUUACACUUCAGCCGCCGGAAUGCUACAUGGAGAUUAGAUCGGGGUACGGAGCGAACGGCGCGCGGGUCGCCGGCCCUGUGCACGUUGGAGAUCCACUCACCUUGCUUAUUUACAUGAGAAGUUCAUACGAUGGUUUUGACAUUGUUGUCAACGAUUGCUAUGCUCAUAAUGGCGGAGGCAAACGGAUCAAACUUAUAGACGAAUUAGGAUGUCCAGUUGAUGACAAGUUGAUAUCUCGUUUUCGCGGCUCCUGGUCAGAGACAGGCGUAUUCGAAACUCAAGUUUACGCGUACAUGAAAACGUUCAGAUUCACCGGCUCGCAGACGCUUUAUAUUGAGUGCGAUGUCCGGAUGUGUCACGGGAGAUGUCCGUCACAGCCUUGUCACUGGCGGAACAUGAAGAGCGUGAAACGUCGUUCAGUUGAUGACAAAUCAGCGGGCACCAUCGCCCCGCCUCGCCUGUCAGACAACAUCUCGUUGUUCCAAUCCCUGCGGGUCCUACAGGAAGGCGAGGACGACGCUGAUACAUUACCCAGGACAGGUUCCCCAGAGGGGCAGACGUGUAUGAAGACUUCAGCAUUUUCCGCUGUAAUAGUUUCCUGCGGGGUUAUAAUAGCUGCUCUAUGCGGAGCUGUUUUGGUUGCUGCGAAAGGUUGGAGAAGAGAAAACACCGCACCCCAUCACGCCUACGUACCUCAUAAAGGACGGAUUAAAUAAAAAACUUUUCUACUCUAGAACCGAAUCAAACAUUUUCCUAACGCGAAAAUCACAAUUAUCAUUCCAGCAUUUUAUUAUAGUUGCCAUUUGUUGUGAACCAUAUACAUAUCGUCUUCUCGCAUUAAAACUGUAUAAUCUCAAAACU
Messenger RNA from Bombyx mandarina (wild silkworm), 1684 nucleotides. RefSeq lists its product as uncharacterized. The record is from RefSeq and is a predicted model, not a curated record. Lineage: Eukaryota; Metazoa; Arthropoda; Insecta; Lepidoptera; Bombycidae.